Molecule: messenger RNA, 1635 nt
Organism: Saxophila tyrrhenica
Lineage: Eukaryota; Fungi; Ascomycota; Dothideomycetes; Mycosphaerellales; Extremaceae
Gene: AGE2
Product: ARF GAP with effector function(s)
Exons: 2
Coding region: 1-1635 (544 amino acids)
Cellular component (GO): cytoplasm
Molecular function (GO): metal ion binding; GTPase activator activity
Source: RefSeq, a predicted model, not a curated record
AUGUCCCGCCGUCCACCCCCCGCGGGCGCCGACCGCAGUGAGCAGAACCGCGCCACGCUCAAACAGCUCGUCAAACUCGAGUCCAACAAGUCCUGCGCCGACUGUAAACGCAACAAGCACCCACGAUGGGCCAGCUGGAACAUUGGUGUCUUCAUCUGCAUUCGCUGCUCUGGCAUCCACCGCGGCAUGGGCACGCACAUAUCCCGUGUCAAAUCCGUUGACCUCGACUCCUGGACCGACGAGCAAAUGCAGUCGAUGCUGCGGUGGGGCAACGCACGGGCGAACAGAUAUUGGGAGAGUAAGCUGGCGGAGGGGCAUGUGCCGAACGAGAGCAAGAUUGAGAAUUUCAUUAGGACAAAGUACGAUUCGAAGAGGUGGGCGAUGGAUGGUCCGGUACCGGACCCGAGUACGCUGGAUGUGCCUGGAGAGGGCGGGGAUGAUGACGUGCCACUGAAUGUGGUGAGGGAGAAGGUCGUAGGGGAUCGGGAGAGGAGUACGAGUGGGAAUGCAAGGAAUGGAAGUGGGGUGUUGCCGCCGCCUGGUGGAGGACAGAGGUCAGCUCCUCCGGCGCGGCCGUCCAGUACUGGAGCCAGCACGCCAGGAGUGCCAGGACGAGCGGACCUGAAGUCAUCAAUUCUCUCGCUGUACGCAUCCAAACCGGCAGCCGCACCUCAACCACAGCCCCAGCAGCAACAGUCCCAGCAGCAACAAUCACAGCAGUCGAAUGCCAGUUUCUUCGGCGGCAUGCAAUCUCCACCUUUGACCUCGCCAACUCAACAACCAUCUUCCUCUUUCGGAGGCAUGAAUGAUGCCUUUGGCUCCCUCUCUUUCUCCUCGCCACAGCAAUCCCAAGCAAAGCCAACGCCUUUCUCGAACUUCUCGCCACCUCAGGGACACGCCAGACAGCCAUCCGCCAGCAAGUCCGCACUCAGUGGUGGCUCCUUCUUCGACACCAAACCCGCUGCACCAGCAAAACCCACACAGCCUACACAUCAACCUCGCGAAGAAAGCUUUGGUGGUGACUUUGGCGACUUCUCUUCCGCUGUCUCACCACCGCCGACCACAACAGUCCGGAGUCCGCCAGCAGCGACCAGCAACAUGAACAACCUCUUCGACCUACAGUCAUCUCCUCCCCCGCCACCAAAGCCUGCCGUACAGUCCCCUCCGCCAAUCCAGCCACAACAGCAACAGCCGAAACAACCCAACUUCUCUGCCUUCAACCUCUCUCAGCCUUCGGCUCCAGCCAAGCAGCCUUCACCUCCCCAGACCCAGACAUCCACCUUCGGAAGUCUCAGCAACAUGGACGCCUGGGGCUCAAACGACGCUUGGGCGACUCCUGAACCCGCGCAGCAACCUCAGCCUGCACCCUUCCAGUCGAGCUCGAGCAGCUUCAACAAGCCGGCGGCACCGGCGGCUCCGAUGCAGACAGAGUUCGACAGCGGAUGGGGCGACAUGACAUCGCCGGCACCGCCUGCUGCGAAUACGACAACCAGUGCUGGAGGCUUCAGCGUGCAGCAGGACGAGGAGUUUGGCGGGUGGAGCCAUGCCAGUCCCGUAGCGCAGACGCCAGGAGCGAAGCAGGGAGGUGGGUUCGGAGGUGGAUCGGAUGAUCUGUUUGGGAAUGUUUGGGAGUAG